AUGGCAUGCCCCUCCAGAAUCGCCGGCGCUGCGCUGCGCAGAGCGCGCUGCUCACGCGUCCCGUUGCAGCGGGCCAACUGCUUGCGCCCUGCUACCCAGGUGCGCUGGACGGGGAGCACAACUGCAACCAGUGAGCCCCACCAGCCGGACAGCAAGGGCAACGUGAAGGGUAAGCCGGCUUCGUCUAAGACCGUUAAGUUUACCUCUGAAUCGUACCCGCAUUUGAAGCGCGAUUCCAAGUUUGCUGAGAUCACGCCGGAUCAUGUGAAGUACUUCAAGGAGCUUCUGGGGUCCCAGUCCGCCGUUAUCGACGGGGUUACUUCUGACGCUACCGAUGACCUUGAGGCUUUCAACAGCGAUUGGAUGCGCAAGUUCCGCGGCCACACGAAGCUUGUUCUCAAGCCAGGCUCAACAGAGGAAGUGAGCAAGGUUCUGAAGUACUGCAACGACAACAUGCUGGCUGUGGUCCCCCAGGGCGGCAACAGUGGAUUGGUCGGUGGCUCGGUACCUGUAUUUGACGAGAUUGUCGUCAACAUGUCCCGCAUGAACCAGAUCAGGUCUUUUGACGAGGUCGCGGGCAUCCUGGUCGCGGAUGCCGGAGUAAUCCUCGAAGUGGCCGACAACUUCCUCCAGGAAAAGAACUAUGUGUUCCCCCUAGACCUGGGUGCAAAGGGAUCUUGCCAUAUCGGCGGCAACGUUGCCACCAAUGCCGGUGGACUCAGGCUUCUGCGGUACGGUAGCUUGCACGGUAACGUGCUGGGUAUCGAAGCCGUACUCCCUGAUGGAACCAUCGUCGAUGACUUGUGCAAAUUGCGCAAGAACAACACCGGAUACGAUCUCAAGCAGUUGUUUAUCGGAGGCGAAGGCACGAUCGGAAUCAUCACCGGUAUUUCGAUUAUUUGCCCGCAAAAUUCGCCGGCCAUGAACGUUGCAUAUUUCGGUUUGGAGAGCUUUGAGAAGUGCCAGCAGGCCUUCCGUGAAGCCAAGGGCCAGCUGUCGGAAAUUCUCUCGGCGUUUGAGCUUAUGGACGGUCGCAGCCAAAGGAUUUUGAAGCAGGCAAUCAACAAGAAACUACCAUUGGAGGGCGAACACCCAUUUUACUGCCUCAUUGAAACGAGAGGAUCUAACCCCGAUCAUGAUAGCGAGAAACUUUCGGCUUUCCUUGAGCAUGUUAUGGGCGAGGAGAUCGUUGCCGAUGGCGUGCUUGCCCAAGACCAAACUCAAGCGGCUGAACUUUGGUCCUGCCGCGAGGGAAUUACCGAGUGCCUGGGCCACUGGGGAGGUGUCUACAAGUACGACAUGUCGAUUCCAUUGGAAGAGUUGUACCAGCUGGUCGACGACACGCGCGACCGCCUCACCAAGGCCGGCCUCAUUGGAGACUCGGACGAAUACCCGGUGGUUGAUGUUGUUGGCUAUGGCCACAUGGGUGACAGCAAUCUCCAUCUGAACAUUGCCACUAGGAGAUUCGACAAGACGGUGGAGAAGGAGCUUGAGCCGUUUGUCUACGAAUGGGUAGCGAAGAGAAAUGGGAGUAUCAGUGCCGAACACGGGCUUGGCAUUACGAAGAAGCCCUAUAUUGGGUACAGCAGGAGUGAGACCAUGAUCAGACUGAUGAAGCAGAUCAAGGACACGUUCGACCCGAAGGGCAUCAUGAAUCCCUACAAGUACAUAUAA
Diplodia corticola is the source of this 1674-nucleotide messenger RNA. RefSeq names its product d-lactate dehydrogenase 2. Gene Ontology annotation, cellular component: mitochondrion. Gene Ontology annotation, molecular function: catalytic activity; FAD binding. The record is from RefSeq and is a predicted model, not a curated record. Bases 1 to 1674 code for a protein of 557 amino acids. The transcript is spliced from 4 exons. NCBI's taxonomy places the organism in Eukaryota, Fungi, Ascomycota, Dothideomycetes, Botryosphaeriales, Botryosphaeriaceae.